AUGAACUCUCCUUGGGGAUCCAGCGUCCCUCCCAGACCAGCCCAGGAGCCCAGGAGCACAGCUGCCCCACCCAGCAGGUGGGUCGGCUCUGAGAGCAGCAUCUCCAGCCUUGGCCAGCUUGCACCCAGCAGCCCCACGGCCCCUGGGGCUCAGGAGGCUGCCUGGGUCCCCUUCCCCACUGUCGAUGUUCCGGACCACGCCCACUACACCCUGGGCACCGUGAUCCUUCUGGUGGGGCUCACGGGGAUGCUGGGCAAUCUGACAGUCAUCUAUACCUUCUGCAGGAGCAGAGGCCUGCGCACUCCUGCCAACAUGUUCAUUAUCAACCUCGCGGUCAGUGACUUCCUCAUGUCCUUUACCCAAGCUCCCGUCUUCUUCGCCAGCAGCCUCUAUAAGCGGUGGCUCUUCGGGGAGACAGGCUGCGAGUUCUAUGCCUUCUGUGGGGCCCUCUUUGGCAUCAGCUCCAUGAUCACGCUGACGGCCAUCGCCCUGGACCGCUACCUGGUCAUCACACGCCCGCUGGCUGCCGUCAGCAUGGUGUCCAAGAAGCGAGCAGGGCUGGUCCUGCUUGGGGUCUGGCUCUAUGCCCUGGCCUGGAGUCUACCGCCCCUCUUCGGCUGGAGUGCCUAUGUGCCCGAGGGGCUGCUGACAUCCUGCUCCUGGGACUACGUCACCUUCACGCCGUCCGUGCGCUCCUACACCAUGCUUCUCUUCUGCUUUGUCUUCUUCCUGCCCCUGCUUGUCAUCGUCUACUGCUACAUCUUCAUCUUCAGGGCCAUCCGGGAGACAGGCCGGGCCUGCCAGGGCAGCCACGAGUCCCCGCAGCGGCGGCAGUGGCGGCGGCUGCAGAGCGAGUGGAAGAUGGCCAAGGUCGCCCUGCUGGUCAUCCUUCUCUUCCUGCUCUCCUGGGCUCCCUACUCCACUGUGGCACUGGUGGCCUUUGCUGGGUACGCACACAGCCUGUCGCCCUACAUGAACUCCGUGCCGGCCGUCAUCGCCAAGGCCUCUGCCAUCCACAACCCCAUCAUCUACGCCAUCACGCAUCCCAAGUACAGGGCAGCCAUCGCCCAGCACCUGCCCUGCCUGGGGGCGCUGCUGGGCGUGUCAGGCCGGCACAGCCGCCCCUCCCUCAGCUACCGCUCCACCCACCGCUCCACCCUGAGCAGCCAGGCCUCCGACCUCAGCUGGAUCUCAGGCCGAAGGCGGCAGGAGUCCCUGGGCUCCGAGAGCGAGGUGGGCUGGACAGACACCGAGGCAGCAGCUGCAUGGGGGGCUGCCCUGCAACUGAGUGGACGAUACCUCUGUGCUCAGGGCCUGGAGGACGGGGAAAUCAAAGCCACUCCCAGGCGCCAGGGACCGGAAGCUGAGACACCCAGGAAGACCAAGAGGCUGCGCCCCUGCCUGGACCCCAGGACCUAG
Molecule: messenger RNA, 1419 nt
Organism: Lepus europaeus (European hare)
Lineage: Eukaryota; Metazoa; Chordata; Mammalia; Lagomorpha; Leporidae
Gene: OPN4
Product: opsin 4
Exons: 10
Coding region: 1-1419 (472 amino acids)
Biological process (GO): visual perception; G protein-coupled receptor signaling pathway
Cellular component (GO): membrane
Molecular function (GO): G protein-coupled receptor activity
Source: RefSeq, a predicted model, not a curated record